This is a messenger RNA of Conger conger (European conger), 1161 nucleotides long. RefSeq names its product opsin-5-like. Lineage: Eukaryota; Metazoa; Chordata; Actinopteri; Anguilliformes; Congridae. The coding region runs from base 1 to 1161 and encodes 386 amino acids. Gene Ontology annotation, cellular component: membrane. The record is from RefSeq and is a predicted model, not a curated record. Gene Ontology annotation, molecular function: G protein-coupled receptor activity. Gene Ontology annotation, biological process: G protein-coupled receptor signaling pathway; visual perception. The transcript has 6 exons.
AUGGGCUAUCUGAGGGAUGGAGCUAGCUUCCAUUCCAAUAUCCCGGAAAGCACCGACAUGGUCGUUGCGGUUGUGUACUCCAUAUUUGGCAUUUGCUCCCUAUUUGGCAACAGUCUGCUGCUGUAUGUCUCCUAUAAGAAAAAGCACCUGCUGAAGGCUGCAGAGUUUUUCAUCAUUAACUUGGCCAUCAGUGACUUGGGUUUGACUGUGAGCCUGUAUCCGCUGGCAGUGACUUCCAGCAUUUUCCACAGGUGGCUGUAUGGUGAAACAAUGUGCGUGAUCUAUGCCUUCUGUGGAGUGUUGUUUGGCAUCUGCAGUCUGACAACGCUAACGCUACUGAGUACCGUGUGCUGUCUAAAAGUAUGUUAUCCUCUGUAUGGGAACAGGUUUUCCUACAGCCACGGUCGCGUGCUGGUGGGCUGUGCCUGGGGGUACGCGCUGCUGUUCGCCUGCUCCCCGCUGGCCCGCUGGGGCGUGUAUGGCCCCGAGCCCUACGGCACGGCCUGCUGCAUCGACUGGCACUCCUCCAACCAGGAGCCGGCCGCCAAGUCUUACACCGUGGUGCUGUUCUUCUUCUGCUACAUCCUGCCCUGCGGGGUCAUGGUGGCCUCCUACGCCCAGAUCCUGGCAGCCGUGCGCCGCUCGCACCGGACCAUGGAGCAGCACGUCUCCGCCCGGUCGCGCCUCAGCAACAUCCAGGCCAUCAUCGUCAAGCUCAGUGUUGCUGUGUGUGCAGGCUUCUUCACGGCCUGGAGCCCAUAUGCCGUGGUGUCCAUGUGGGCGGCCUUCGGCCACAUCGAGAACAUCCCCCCUCUGGCCUUUGCCCUGUCCGCCCUGUUUGCCAAGUCGUCUACCCUGUACAACCCCGCCAUCUACCUGCUGCUCCGUCCGAACUUCCGCAAGGUGAUGCGCCAGGACGUGGCCGUUCUGCAGAGGAUGUGCCUCAGGAGCUGCCUGUGCACCAAGAGCCUGCCCAAGUGCGACUCCAACACCAUCGUCAAGGAAAGAGGAUCUCCUGAACAAAAACUGCCCCGGAAGAUGCGGCAGACUGGCAAGAAAACUGUCCGCGUGUUUAUCCGAGGGAAAAGGAACGCAGAAAUCGACUGUGUGGAGAUAACUCUGGAAGCGGUACCCAUGCAGACCAAAACUGCCUGGCAGUAA